This is a messenger RNA of Psylliodes chrysocephalus, 3891 nucleotides long. Lineage: Eukaryota; Metazoa; Arthropoda; Insecta; Coleoptera; Chrysomelidae. The record is from the annotation of a GenBank genome assembly.
CAAUUUUGGUGUAAGGAUAAAAAAAAGUAACAUCUAGGUGUCUAAAUAAUGCCAAUUUGACAAGUAACCUAAUUUCCAAAACGUUAUUUGCAAUGUUUUUCAUAUAUACAUAUUUUUUUUUAAUUAUUAGUUAAUUAACAAAAUUAUGAUGGCUUUCAGACCGUUUUCCAUAAUGAACGAAAGGAGGGGUACAAAGGGCUUGGAGCUGUGGUGCCGCAAGAUGACAGAGGGGUAUCCGGGAGUAAAAAUCGACAACAUGACUACAUCUUGGAGGGAUGGAUUAGCAUUCUGUGCCAUUAUACACCAUUUCAGACCUGAUCUCAUAGAUUUUUCGAAACUAAACAAAGACGACGUUUAUCACAACAACGAACUGGCCUUCAGGGUUGCAGAGCAAUAUUUGGGUAUCCCCGCGCUUCUAGAACCAGAAGACAUGGUAGAAUAUACUGUACCAGAUCGUCUCUCUAUUCUUACAUACUUGUCACAAUUCUACCAGGCGUUUGCCGUCAGAGAAGGUGCUUCCCCGGCUAGAAUCGCGCCAAAAAGACCACAGUCUUCCGCUGAUCACGGUAUUGUUUCACCAGCUUCUACAAGUCCACCUACAAAGGUGGCCUACACGGGUGCGAAAAAUCUCCGCAGAGAACCCUGCACCAAGUGUGGCCUACCAGUAUUCAUAGCGGAACGCCUCAACGUUGGAAAAUCCCUAUUUCACAGGACCUGCUUCCGCUGCGCGCGUUGCAGCAGUCAACUCACCCUUGGCAACUACUACGAAACGGAAAAUAACGAGUUCUGUUGCGAAAUAUGUCCCGACGAAGAAAAGGUAAUGUCCAAAACGUCGGUGCAGAACGCCGUGCUGCAGCGCAGCAUGAGCGACGAAGAGAAGACGGCGAGUUUGAAGAUAGUCAGCAACGAGCCUGACGAAUUCAGCGCGAUGUUCGAGACGGCGCUGGAGAACGCCGACAUCGAAAAAGUACAAACUUUAAAUAGAGAAUUCGAUUCGGCUAGGAUAAACUUCUUCCAGAGUCAAAUACUGGAAUCCGGUGACUCUGGCAAUGAAGAAUCGUCAGGCAAAGAAGAAAAACCUCCAGACUUACCUUUAACCAUACCGCCAGUGAGCAGUUCCCAGUACGAUAGUGGUUUUCCAAGCAAAGACUUUAGUGUUAAAAGUAGUGUUAGUGACAAUGUAGAAUCUCAGAAUGUCGUUACCAAAGAGUCUGUAGUAAAAGCUCGAAUGCGUUUAUUCGAAAAUGAUAUAAAGGCUGAUGUAAAUAGCGAACAAGUGCCUCUGUCGCCUAAAGCAUCCAUUCCAGUUAGUAUUAAAAAUGUAGAUAAUAGUUUAAGUGAAGUUAAAAAUGAUACUAAGCACAGACGACUUCAAGAGUCCCACGUUAUUAGUGACAAAGAUAUUCAUCCUAAGAAGCAAUUCACCAGCUCAAUAUCCUUCAAUUUAAGUAAAAAUGAUACUGAUGUGAUAACUCAUUCCCAAGAAGAUACUGAUGUAGAAGCCAAACCUCAAACUAUCAACAUAUCAGACUCUUCGUCAUCACCGAACAAUUCGGUAGAAGUUAUAUCUAUUGAAGACUCUUUAGAAAGUAGUACCUCCAAAAUAGAUGAAGCAUUAGAAAUUAUUAACUCUACUAUAAUAUCUUUAGAAGAUUCCUCAGAGCCUAGCGGUUUAUCUAAAUUUGAUUUACCAGAAACACCAGAGUCUCCAAAACAACAUAUUUCAAUUCAGAGUUCUUCAGAACAAAACGAAACCAGAAAUGAUUCGUUUAAUGAUUUUUCUUACAUUGACGAUGUGGAAAUAGUAAAAAACAAUACAGAAGAAAUACCUCAAAGACUAGAAGAUUCAUCUUCAUCGGAAGCAAAUAAAUUUUCGUUUGUGGAAAAUGAACUUGAAGUAAUCGAUGAAAAUAAAGAAACCCUUGAAACUGUCAAUUACAAUGUUAAAGUAGCUGUUGACAACGAUCCGAAGAUUGAAGAAAAAGUUGAAUCAGUCAAUUAUAACGUCAAAUUAAUAGAAAAAGAAGAUAAAAUCAUCGAAACUGUUAAUUACAGUGUUAAAGUAUCACAGACCGAACCAGUUGAAGCUGUAAAUACUUUUGUUCAAAGCGAUACUGUAACUGUACCCGAAAAAGCUAAAGAAAGUGUCGAAAAACCUUCUUCGAAAGUAACACAUAAACCGAUUCUAGAAAAAAAAGAAAGCUACCCGGAUGAUUUAAAUCCCUUUGACGAUGAAGAUGAUAACAAAGAUGAAGCUUCGCUGAAUCCGUUCGGUAGCGAUGAUGAAGAUGAGGAGAAAAGUUUAAAAGUUUAUCUAAGGAAACCAAUACCAAGUCCUAGGUUUAAAAAGAAGAUUUCUGUUUCGGGGACGACCAAUAGUCCAAUGAAAGAUGCUUCGUUUCAAAGAGUCAGCGUAAAUCCGUUCGAAAGUGACAACGACGAUGAUGAUGACGAGGAUAAACCUCCUGUUCCUGCUACCAGAAGGAAGAAGAUUAGCGUUCCUAAAUUUAGUAUGAACCCGUGGACCGAUGAUGAGGAUGAUGAUAAAAGUGAAGAAGUUGCUAAAAAGCCAGUCCCGUUACCCAGAGAUGCUAGGACUUCGAGCCGUCUGUCGGAAAUCAAGUCCAGCCAACCGAAUAGUUUGUCGAUAUCUCAUCAUUUCGGUGGAUCCAAUUCGUCGAUAUCCAGUGGCAGUUACUACGGCAGUGCCAGGAAGAAAAGACCAGCUCCUAAACCGCCGAUACCUGCAUUUUUGGACGGGUCGAAUAACAGUUCUGUAACAUCUACUCCUAGUCAUAGUGUGCCACAUUCACCAAAAACCACUCCUAAAUACAGAAAAGAUAGGAAAGCACCUCCGCCGCCACCGAAAUUCACUUCUACGCCCAAUCCUUCCGACAAAAAUGAAGAAAAAGCCUCCACCGAUGACUUACACAAGGAGAAAACAGUCAAAGAUGAGGUCAACAGGAAUUUACAAAUUAAUGAAGAUCCUGGCAAAUUGUCAGUUUUCAACAAGAGCACAUUCGGGAAGUGGAAAAGAAAGAAGGGACUAGCACCUUCGAAACCCGUUCCUCAGCGACGUACGCUCAAGUGUUUGCCCAUGGCGGAAAUUAAGAAAGAACUGGAAUUCAUCGAAAUUCAACAGCAGGGUUUGGAAAAGCAGGGAGUUCGAUUGGAGCAGAUAAUUAGAGAAAAAUGUGAGGGUACAACGGACAACGGUUCUGCAAAUCAAGAAGACGACAUUCCUAUUGAAGUAGACGAUCUAAUUCUUCAGCUCUUCGAACUUGUUAACGAGAAAAAUGAGCUCUUUAGGAAACAGACUGAAUUAAUGUACCUACGGCGGCAACAAAGACUUGAAGAAGAACAUGCCGACAUUGAAUAUCAAAUUAGAUGCCUUAUGAUGCAACCCGAAGCUAAUAAAACAGAUUCCGAUAAAGCACGGGAAGAGGAACUGAUACAAAGGUUGGUGGAGAUAGUAGAAAGGCGAAAUGAAAUAGUGGAAUGUCUAGAAAAAGAUAGGGUACGUGAAGCGGAAGAAGAUGACAGCAUCAGUAAUCACAUCAAUCUCUUCACUUUGAGUAGAGACAACCUCGCCGAUAAAGAGUUACCUACUAAAAAUGAAAAAUCGAAGAAAGAGAAGAAGAAGGAAAAGAGCAAGGGCAAGGAAAAGAAAAAGUCCAAACACAAAUCUAAGGAAAAAGUAGACGUCGAUAAAGAUGUAGACGAAACGGAGACUAGCAUGAACACUAUGGAGAAGAAGAAAAAGAAGAAAUUUAAUUUAUUUUAAGCUACUUAAAAAAAAUUAUCUUUUAUUUUAACAUCACGAUCGAUUUUGAUUUAUUUUGGCCUAAUUAUUCACUUUUUUUAAAGGUAAAAUAAUUUCGCUGUGAAUUG